AUGGCUUCCAACGCGUGCUUAUGUGGUGCUAUCCCCAACAAGACACGCGACCCUGAAUCAAUCUACUGCUCGACAACAUGCGCGCGAGCCGACUCACUCGCUGCGUUGACCGCGCCAGAAGAGCUCACGUACACACGAGCCAGCCACUACCGCCGUGUAUCAUCCAAACAGGAGUUGCACGUGCAAGCCAGCAGCAAAAGCAGUAAGGACGGCAAAGGCAGCAAAGAAAUCGAUGUCAACAAAGAUGUCGACAGUCAGUCGUCCUCUUCGAAGAAAUCUGCUACACGCAAGUCACACUGGAAGAAAGCGAGACAGAUGCUCUUCGGCAGUCCUGGUACACCUGAAGAGAGCGGCGUGGAAGAGAAGAAGCUGAAAGGCAGGAUACUGAGACGCAAGUCCAAGUCGUACUCCAUCCUCAAUCCGUCAAGACAAGCGAGAUCACCGCCUAAACAACCGCAACUCGGCCAGCCUAAACUCAAGCUAAAACCCGUAACGAGGCAGCGGACGUGCUCCAGCGAAGAAGAACUGAAACCUCCCCCUCUUCCGCCAAAGCAGGCCAAACUACCCCUAGGCGCACGCCACAAGCGCGUACCGGCAAUCAUAAAGAUACCAGGUCGUGACGUAGACUAUACACACUCUAGGAACGCGUCUACAGCUUCGGAAGCACAGACAACAGCAUCGUCUGCUAACACAACGACUACUUUCCAGACUGACACCACUGCCACAACAGCUCCGUCGAGCAUCGUGUUGGACACGCCAUUAAUUUCGCCCAAGAAGUUCGGUGCCCACAGUACGCAUGGUUCACAUGGCUCAAGUGCUUCGCACGUCUCAUGCGGAUCGCAUAAGAGACAGUCGAUCGCUUCACGUAUCAGCCACCCCCGGCACUCUCCGGAAUCAACACCGAUCGCAAACAAAGUGGAAACGACGCCGGUGAUUUCGCCAAAGAUAUUCGGUCCACAACAGAGAGAAUCGUUUGGUUCGCGUAUAACCAACUCACCGGAAUCUACAGCGACACCUACAGGAUUAGCACUAGGGACAGUCGAUAACACAGGCACACCAACGCCCGCGCCUGUGAUCAGUUUCAAUGACAUGGAUGAUAGCUUAGUGCGGUCGCCAUCGUCGAACACAGUGGCUUUGAAUAGAGCUCGCUCAAAAGCAUUGAGGGACAGAGCUAAGCGGUUGUCACUUGCUAAGUCUUCCAACAACCUCCAGGUUGCCUCAAACCAGAGUCUCACGAAGACACUGCAACAGUCUCAAAGCUGCUCGACGUUCAGAUCUGCAACGACAAGCACAUCUAAGCAGACUUUCGAGAGUGCGUUCGAUGGCACCAACCCAGCUGAUUACAGUCCAAGUCCAACAUGGGAAUACGACGAUAUAUACAACAGCAACAGCCAUAUUUCGCUCGAUAAUGGGAAUGGGAAUGAAGACAGGGUCAAUGGUAAUGCUGCUGGUAUCAUGCCACUACAAUCAAUCAGGGAAUACUCACCAAUCAAGGAGUCGCAUGAGCCAUUAGCAAAUAAGGAGUCACCACCAAAGGAGGCAUCUCCACCACUCGUCGAUUACGAUCUGGAUUGGUACAUUCAACACUCUCAGUCGUACAAAUCCAUCAAGAUAGCACCACCACCUGCACCACCAGUCGCACAAUCAAUCGCACCAAAAUCAGCGCCUCCCAGCCCGUCUGACCCGAAUGCAACAUUCUCAAAGAUGAGCAACACCAACCACGCUGAACAGAACGAACUUGAGGAUCUAGAUGAUAGCAUGAAGCAGGCAUUGCUGAUGGCGGAUGAUAUACUCGCAUUUUCCUAA
Molecule: messenger RNA, 1806 nt
Organism: Wallemia ichthyophaga EXF-994
Lineage: Eukaryota; Fungi; Basidiomycota; Wallemiomycetes; Wallemiales; Wallemiaceae
Exons: 2
Coding region: 1-1806 (601 amino acids)
Source: RefSeq, a predicted model, not a curated record